Caenorhabditis elegans is the source of this 844-nucleotide messenger RNA. NCBI's taxonomy places the organism in Eukaryota, Metazoa, Nematoda, Chromadorea, Rhabditida, Rhabditidae. The record is from the annotation of a RefSeq genome assembly.
AAUGUCGCGGAGACCUUAUCACCUCGGAAAACCUUGCCAAAUAUGCCAAAUGCCGCGAGUUAAUCAAUGGGCUCCACCUAACAAACCACCAAUUUCCCGACAACUUGUCCACAUUUUCAAAUGUUUACCUUAUCAACGGAAACGUAGAAAUUUCAAACACCAAUCUAACAAGUUUGGCAUUUCUAGCCAACGUGACAAAGAUCGUAACGCCAAAUAUGCCGACAAGACGCGAAGUUGCGGUGAAUAUCCGGGAGAAUUCUGAAAUGACACAUUUGGGAAUGCCGCUGCUGGAGAGCAUCUCGAAUAGUCUCCUUGGACCUGUGAUCAUGAAUCUGGAAAACUUGCACCCAGACUUUUGCCUCAAUAUCGACGAGCUCCAGCUCCUUCUCACCCAUAGAGUAGAAUUUCGAAACCUCCACGCAACCUACUGCCCUGACUUUGAAAAUUCCGGUAGACGAGUACUAUACAAGACGUGUAAAUUCCAACAAAUGAGCUCACUGGAAUCAAAUUGCUCAAGUAUUUAUGGUGAUGUGGUUGUCGAUGCAAGUGAUGGGCGCCACCUGCACAAACUGUUCUCGCUGGAAUAUUUCACAUCAUAUCCACCUACCCGGAACCUGUAGUCCUCUACGAUAAUCCUGCUCUGUUCAGCAACAACGAUGAAUGCCUAAUGUAUCGAGUAUCCUAUGAAACUAACGUCAAAGUCAGCGCUGAUUGUGGUAUGUGGUUGGUUGUGGUGCUAAAAGAUCUCCAAAGGGUUCUUUUCAGAAAGAACAUCGUACAAGGAACCAGUCUACUGAAAAGGUGCAAUUCUAAUAGCAAUUGCAUUUUAUCAAAAACAAUGUGA